This is a messenger RNA of Closterium sp. Naga37s-1, 402 nucleotides long. Lineage: Eukaryota; Viridiplantae; Streptophyta; Zygnematophyceae; Desmidiales; Closteriaceae. The record is from the annotation of a GenBank genome assembly.
AUGGACUUCGUAAUGCGAGCGUCGUUAGCGGAUCCGUCUAUAUCGGGACCACCGAUAAGCAGUAGUUCCACGGGCGAGAGACCGCCGUUGCUGACACCGGAACAGGGCCGGAUUGUGCGGGAGACAUUCGCCGAGUUCGUGGAGCCAAACGCCGAUCAGCACGCCAUCAUUCUCUUCCUCAUUGUUUUCGACAUUUCCCCCGACGGCCGCAACCUCUUUUCCUACGUGCGCAACUCGACGGAACCCGCGCCGCUGAACAAGCGGCUGCAGGAGCACGCGACGCACGCCUUCGGGCUCAUGUGCGAAGCGAUCAUGCAGAUGGACGACGCGGAUGCGGUGGCGUGGAGUGGUGGAGGAUGCAUGGAGUCAAGGGUUCGACCUUUUGGAAUACGUGGUCUGUAA